This is a messenger RNA of Hypomesus transpacificus, 2085 nucleotides long. RefSeq names its product target of Myb protein 1-like. The coding region runs from base 603 to 2009 and encodes 468 amino acids. The record is from RefSeq and is a predicted model, not a curated record. Gene Ontology annotation, molecular function: clathrin binding; phosphatidylinositol binding; ubiquitin binding. NCBI's taxonomy places the organism in Eukaryota, Metazoa, Chordata, Actinopteri, Osmeriformes, Osmeridae. The transcript is spliced from 15 exons. Gene Ontology annotation, biological process: signal transduction. Gene Ontology annotation, cellular component: membrane; endosome.
UUAGGGGAUAUGACGACCAGAACCUUUUGCCUUUGAAUGAAAACAUGUUUAAACAAAUAUAAAUUAUAUCAGACAAAAAAGCAAAACACAUAGGGCCUAUGUAGCCUACAUGAAACCAGCAAAGCAGGGACCAUAUUGAAAUGUAUGAUGGGCUGGUACUGGCACACUGUUCGCGAACAUUGAGGACGUAGAGCUAUUAAUUUGAUUCACGUGUUUGUUCUGACACAUUAGCUUGUUCAGCAGAUGUCAAAAUUAUCUAUAUUUCUAUCACAUUCUUCACCUGUCAUUAUUGUGUCUAGAAUGUAGGCAGUCCUCCAGGGUAAAAGCUGUUUCCUGGCCUAGGUUUCACGUGACCGCACGGCCACAGUUCAGAAACUGCGCGCACAGCACUGAAGAGAGACUAACCAAACGGGGAAAUAGCGUUUGAAGAUAAUUAUCGUGGGGAAAUAUAUUUGUUCGAUGUCGGCAAUUGUGGAAAAAAUGGAGUUUCUCAUAGGAAGCCCGUUCACUACGCCUGUCGGACAAAGAAUAGUGUGUGUCAUGGGUUGUUGACAGAGCGAGCCACCAGCGGAGCACUGCAGUCAGAAGACUGGGGCCUCAAUAUGGAGAUCUGUGACAUCAUCAACGAGACGGACGAGGGACCCAAGGAUGCCGCCAAAGCCAUAAAGAGGAAGAUCGUGGGCAACAAGAACUUCAGAGAGAUCAUGUUGGCGCUGACCGUUCUGGAAGCGUGCGUGAAGAACUGCGGCCACCGGUUCCACGUUCUGGUGGCGUCUCAGGAGUUUGUGGAGGGAGUUCUAGUCCGUUCCAUCCUUCCCAAGUACAACCCACCCACAGCUCUACACGACCGAGUACUGAGCCUUAUACAGGCGUGGGCGGACGCCUUCCGGAACUCUCCCUCCCUGGCAGGGGUGGUGGGCGUGUACGAGGACCUGAAGAGGCGGGGCCUGGAGUUUCCCAUGACAGACCUGGAUGCCCUGUCGCCCAUACACACACCCAACCGAAGCAUUCCAGAGAACGGCACGGACGUAAGCGUGGCUGCUCCUUGUGCUGAAGCUCAGAUGCACGCUGCUGCGUCGACAUCCACCUCUGCGUCUCCCAGGAGUGCCCCUAGCCAGAGUGCUUUACUUGCACAGCCUAGCGAGGGGCCUGUGUUCAUCCCUGCCGAACAGGAGCAGAAGCUAAGGGCAGAGUUGGCGCUGGUCAGGGGCAACCUGACCGUAAUGACUGAGAUGCUCAACCAACUCACCCCAGGCCAGAGUGCACAACAAGACACAGAGCUGCUUCAGCAGCUGUACUCGGUGUGCAAGAGCAUGCAGCGUAGGGUGGUGGAGCUCAUCCCCAAACUGGUGGACGAGGGCCUCAUCGAGGAGCUGCUGGUGGUCAACGACGACCUCAACAACGCCUUCAUCCGUUACGACAGGUUUGACAGACUUAAUAAGUCACAGAGAACAACUCCACAGCAGACCCCAAACAACAGCUCCUCCAACCUCAUCAACCUAAGCCCCACCCCAAAUCCCCUCAGCCAACCAGUAACCUCCAUAGCUCCCAGUCAACCAGCAGCUGGCUCCCCAGCCAAUCAGAGUCCGGCGCCUCAACUCUGUCCAGCAGAGGAGGAGGAGUUUGAUAUGUUUGCCCAAACCAGGGGCAGCUCCCUGGCAGAGCAGAGGAAGAGUGUGCGGUAUGAGGACCCCGGAGCAGUGGAGGGCCUCGCCGGGGCCUUGGACACCAGGUUGCAGGUCACAGGAGCAGUCAAUCCACGGGUCACGUCAUCCAAGAACCCCACGUUGGAUGAAAUUGACAGGUGGUUGUCGUCAGACACACCACCUGAUUCGGCUGUCUCCGACGGCGUGACUAGUGACGAAUUUGACAAGUUCUUGGAGGAGAGGGCGAAGGUGGGGGACCAAGCCCCUGCACGCAGCCAGCCCCCCGCUACCUCAUCCAGACCCCCACCCCAAUCUGCCCAGCAACAAGACAGGUCAUCACAUGACCAGCUUUUCUCACUCUGAGAGUAAAGGAGCACUGCAAGACUGGACUGAUCACGGCGGGUCUACAUGAACUGGUCAGCACACAGGAGGAUACACA